CUGAUGGGGGGGACAGCUGCACUGGGGCCAUGGCCGGAGGUUAUGAUGAAGCGCAUGCUUGAUGUCAUUUGGGAGUUGGAGGAGGGGCCGGCUCCUCAACUCGAUGAUUUCAUUGACUGGCAUCAAGCAGGGCUUCUCAUGCACGGAUGCUACGACAUCUUCAGGAAAGGGCAGGAUCGUUGUGCCACCUUGGAGGCAGGGCUGUGGCUGCGCUCUGAUGGGAGUGAUCAGAGUCUGGGCGCGGGUGAAGGAUUGACGGCAACAUCGAUAACGACAACAACAAAUAUCAUAACAGUGAUAACUGAUGGUGGCCACCACGACAAAGAUGAGGUGGACAACAGCAGCAGGGUCAGGAACAACAGCUACGACGUUGAAGAUGGUGUGAAUAGCAACGUCACUCCAAAUAACAUGUCGGCACUGUAUUUGACAACGGUGGAAGCUUCGGCGACGGCGCCUGAGACAAUGAGAACAUCAGCAAUGUCAACACCGGUUACCAAAACGACAUCCAGCAUAUUAAAGAAGAUCACCACGAUAUCACCAUCACCGCCAUCGAUGGUGAUGGCGACAACAAUAACAGCGCGGGAUCUGCGGGUCGUGCAUGUUGUGUUCCAGCGCAAGAACGAUUGCUUGACUGAGGAUGGGAGAUCACCGCUGGUGGUCACUCGUCGAUACAAAACUAAUGGAUUUGAUACAAAACUCUCCCCCCGUUCUAUGGAUGUACAUUUGAUACAAAACUAAUGAGUAUGGUGGCAUCUCAGGGGAGGCAUUGUGAUGAGUGGCCGACUGGGAGUUGGGAUCGGCGGAUAACUAGAGCGCCCCUUGGUC
Messenger RNA from Chara braunii, 825 nucleotides. NCBI's taxonomy places the organism in Eukaryota, Viridiplantae, Streptophyta, Charophyceae, Charales, Characeae. The record is from the annotation of a GenBank genome assembly.